Suricata suricatta (meerkat) is the source of this 2865-nucleotide messenger RNA. RefSeq names its product Kruppel like factor 5 (gene KLF5). The transcript has 4 exons. The coding region runs from base 178 to 1278 and encodes 366 amino acids. Gene Ontology annotation, molecular function: DNA-binding transcription factor activity, RNA polymerase II-specific; RNA polymerase II cis-regulatory region sequence-specific DNA binding. Gene Ontology annotation, biological process: regulation of transcription by RNA polymerase II. The record is from RefSeq and is a predicted model, not a curated record. Lineage: Eukaryota; Metazoa; Chordata; Mammalia; Carnivora; Herpestidae.
UCUCUAACCUUUCCUGUUAUGUUUGAAGUCAGAAUUCAAAAACUGUACAGUUGAAGCUACAGAAUGCCUGGCCUAUAACUUGGUUUACGGCAUUUAUAUUUAUGUCAUUUUUGUCUGCUUAUUAUACUAACAAGGUGGAAAAGCUCUCCUAGUCCUUCCCACAAGACACGAUGUGAAAUGGAGAAGUAUCUGACACCUCAGCUUCCUCCAGUUUCUAUAAUUCCAGAGCAUAAAAAGUAUAGACGAGACAGUGCCUCAGUCGUAGACCAGUUCUUCACUGACAGUGAAGGGUUACCUUACAGUAUCAACAUGAACGUCUUCCUCCCUGACAUCACUCACCUGAGAACUGGCCUCUACAAAUCCCAGAGACCGUGCGUAACACACAUCAAGACAGAACCUGUUACCAUUUUCAGCCACCAGAGUGAGACGACGGCCCCUCCUCCGGCCCCGACCCAGGCCCUCCCAGAGUUCACCAGUAUAUUCAGCUCCCACCAGACCGCAGCUCCUGAGGUGAACAACAUUUUCAUCAAACAAGAACUUCCUACACCAGAUCUUCAUCUUUCUGUCCCUCCCCAGCAGGGCCACUUGUACCAGCUGCUGAACACACCGGAUCUAGAUAUGCCCAGUUCUACAAACCAGACAGCAGUAAUGGACACUCUUAAUGUUUCCAUGUCGGCCGCCAUGGCCGGCCUUAACACACACACCUCUACUGUUCCGCAGACCGCGAUGAAACAGUUCCCCGGCAUGCCCCCGUGCGCAUACUCCAUGCCAAGCCAGUUCCUUCCACAGCAGGCCACUUACUUUCCCCCGUCACCACCCAGCUCAGAGCCUGGAAGCCCAGAUAGACAAGCAGAGAUGCUCCAGAAUUUGACCCCACCUCCAUCCUAUGCUGCUACGAUUGCUUCUAAACUGGCAAUUCACAAUCCAAAUUUACCCGCCACCCUGCCAGUUACCUCGCAAAGCAUCCAGCCCGUCAGAUACAACAGAAGGAGUAACCCUGAUUUGGAGAAACGGCGCAUCCACUACUGCGAUUACCCUGGCUGCACAAAAGUUUAUACAAAGUCUUCUCAUUUAAAAGCUCACCUGAGGACUCAUACUGGUGAAAAGCCGUACAAGUGCACCUGGGAGGGCUGUGACUGGAGGUUCGCGCGCUCGGAUGAGCUGACCCGCCACUACCGGAAGCACACCGGGGCCAAGCCGUUCCAGUGCGGCGUGUGCAACCGCAGCUUCUCGCGCUCCGACCACCUGGCGCUGCACAUGAAGAGGCACCAGAACUGAGCCCGCCGCGGCCCGCCGCGCCGAUGCAGUCCCCACUGACGCGCUGCAGUUUGUUUGGCAAAGUUUUAAACUAUAAACUUCACUAUAUAUAUAAAAAGAAAAAGAAAAAAAACUGGAUAUGUAUAUUUUGUAUAUUUGACGGAACAGGGAAUACAUUGUAUGAAUACCAAAGUGUUUGGUCCUUUUCAGAGUCUGGAAUGCUUGCUGUAAUGUAUACGGCUUCACUCAAGCAGCUCACCUCACAUCUCAUGACAGCCACAUCUCAGCGCGGCAGGGGGCGGGGUGCAGGGUGUUGCAGUGUUUCCACCCGGGUGCCACCAUCCACUGUGCCAGGGUUCAGCAAACACGCCGGCGGGCAGGCACAGGAAGAAGGCUGGGCUGUAUGUCGAGAUUUUACUUGACAUCCAGUAGGUUUUUUUAACUAUUAGGUAAUUCCUUAGAGGUGUGCAGCGUACCUGGCGAUUCACAGAUGGCCAUUGAACAAAUGUGGUUUUUUUGUUUGUUUUUAUAUGAGUUGCCUAUAUUUGCUAUUCAAAAUUUUGUAAAUAUGCAAAUCAGCUUUAUAGGUUUAUUACAAGUUUUCUAAGAUUCUUUUGGGGGAAAAUCGUUAAUAAUUCUGUUUGAAAAUAACCAUGGGUACAUUUACAGUUAGAAUUUGUGGUAAGAUACCUCUUUAAACCUUACUGAAUUCAUUUCGGAGGAAGAAAUAAUCAUUCAAAUGAACUUAAAGCAGAUUCCAUGCACUGAUUAAAAUAGGGUUGUUUAUUUUAAAUAUGAAAGACAUUGUAUAUGAAUUGUGAACUCAAAGAUAAGAUACACAAAAGUUAAACCUCUUACAAUAAGCUAAACAGUAUCAUUUUAGAAAAAGAAGGACUUCUGUAGCUCUCACAUGGCAUUGUUGAAUUUAUGAUGCAGUUUUCAUAUACUGAGAUGUUUGCUCAUGCAGUACUGUGGUUAAAUGCCAAUUUAUAUGGAUUUUUGCAUGUAAUAUACAGUGAGACACAGUAAUUUUACCUAAAUUACAGUGCAGUUUAGUUAAUCAUUGUUAAUACUGACUCAGUGUCUGCCUUUAAUUAUAAGUGACAUGUUGCAAACUUAAGGAAACAAGUGCUACACAUAUGCAAUAUAAUAGUAACGUGAUGCCGAUGCUGUUAACCAAAGGGCAGAAUAAAUAAGCAAAAUGCCAAAAGGGGUCUUAAUUGAAAUGAAAAUUUAAUUUUGUUUUAAAAAUAUUGUUUAUCUUUAUUUAUUUUGUGGUAAUAUAGUAAGUUUUUUUAGAAGAUUUUCAUAACUUGAUAAAUUAUAGUUUUGUUUGUUAGAAGAGUUGCUCUUAAAACAUGUAAAUAGUUGACAAAUGGUGUAAAUAUUUUGUAAGGCUUCAAAAUGUUUAUACGUGGAAACAUGCCGACAUAAAAAGCAUAAAUUGGUUGCUGUUUUGCUUCUUUUCCCCUCUUAUUUUUGUAUUGUGGUCAUUUCCUAUGCAAAUAAUGGAGCAAACAGCUGUAUAGUUGUAGAAUUUUUUGAGAGAAUGAGAUGUUUAUAUAUUAACGACAGGUUUUUUUUGGAAAAUAAAAAGUGCCUAAAAGA